AUGCCAACUGUACUCACAUCAACACCCCAGGCUCCAAAGCCUUCGGCCCUCACCACCCUCUUAACCUCUACCUCCGCCUCCUUGAACCCUCACUCUGCAACUGCGGUCCAAGUCCUCCACAACCUUCAGCAUCAGCAUCUUUGGACCUCUCUCCAAAUCCAUGAUUUGCAGGCACCCAAUUUCUCCGUCGCAUCGUUGUCCACCUCAACAUCUACAGACCAGCUUUCCAGCUCACCCUCCUAUCUGAUCUCCGGCAUCCCGCCCCACAGAAUCUAUACGCAUCCAGACGAGCAGCUGUUCAUUCUUGAGAGGGGUCUUCGCGAAGACGACAUCGAGCUGGAACGAAUGUUCGUUGUUCCCACCGCUCACGGACAAUCAUGGAGUCUGCGCAAAAUGGCUGCCGUGUUCGAUGCGCUUCCCGAGGACGAGGAAGAGUCACAUGCUCAGUCAUUAGAUGAUGCCAAAGAAUCUGGUAAUAAUGCUGAGAAGGCGGCGAAGCUGACAGAGUACUAUGAGUACAGACGAAAGGCCCGUAUCACGAAAGAGUGGGGUGGGAAGAGACUCCUCUUGGCCAUGGUCGAUCGAAGCAUGGGUGGUGAUGGUACCGUGGUGUACUAUGUCGUCCAGGAGGGUGCUGUGAAGCCGAGACAGAAUUAA
Messenger RNA from Aspergillus udagawae, 657 nucleotides. RefSeq lists its product as uncharacterized. The transcript has a single exon. Gene Ontology annotation, cellular component: tRNA-intron endonuclease complex. The record is from RefSeq and is a predicted model, not a curated record. Lineage: Eukaryota; Fungi; Ascomycota; Eurotiomycetes; Eurotiales; Aspergillaceae. Gene Ontology annotation, biological process: tRNA splicing, via endonucleolytic cleavage and ligation; tRNA-type intron splice site recognition and cleavage. Bases 1 to 657 code for a protein of 218 amino acids. Gene Ontology annotation, molecular function: nucleic acid binding.